GAUCAUCUGGUGGUGAUGAGGUGGGGGGGUUUCGGGCGACGGCUCCUUUAAGAAAACGGAACUGAAGCCUUGGCUUUUGACGCGCUGAGGAUGUGGGCAGGAAACGCCAUGCAAGAGCCGAGCAGCGAUCACGCUUCCCCGCACAGUUGCACAACACAGCGGCGUUAAAAAUGCGCUGUAAGCGUCCCCGCUGAUGUCCGGGAGCGGCCCGUCUCCUCGGAUCCGCGCUGGCAUGCGAGGAGGAUCGCACCGCUACCCCCGCCGGAGCGCUGCCUUCCCCGCCCGCUCGCUCUGAACAACACCGGGGCUGCUCAGAGACAGACAGAGAGAGGGCUCCGUCGCGGAAAAAAAAAAAAAAAAAAAAAGGAGGUGUCUGCAUUUUUCCUUUUCUUUUUUUUUCUCCCUUUUUUAGUCAUGCGGGAGUACAAAGUGGUUGUUUUGGGGUCGGGCGGAGUCGGUAAAUCCGCUCUGACCGUGCAGUUCGUGACGGGCUCCUUCAUUGAGAAGUACGACCCCACCAUCGAGGAUUUCUACAGGAAGGAGAUCGAGGUGGACUCGUCCCCGUCCGUGCUGGAGAUCCUGGACACGGCGGGCACGGAGCAGUUCGCCUCCAUGCGGGACCUGUACAUCAAGAACGGCCAGGGCUUCAUCCUGGUCUACAGCCUGGUCAACCAGCAGAGUUUCCAGGACAUCAGGCCCAUGAGAGACCAGAUCAUCCGGGUGAAGAGGUACGAGAGGGUGCCCAUGAUCCUGGUGGGCAACAAGCUGGACCUGGAGGGGGAGAGGGAGGUCUCCUCCGGGGAAGGCAAGGCCCUGGCUCAAGACUGGAACUGCCCGUUUAUGGAAACCUCGGCCAAAAAUAAAGGCUCUGUGGAUGAGCUGUUUGCAGAAAUAGUGAGGCAGAUGAACUACUCCGCCGUGCCCAGUGGAGGGGACCAGUGCUGCUCGUGUGUCCUACUCUAAAAACCCCCACACAGACACAGUGCAGAACCUGUGCAAGAGUUUUCACCCUGCAGGCUUUUUUGUGUGCGAAAAGUAUUCUCUCUCCUCACACUGUUGUCUCAAGCCUGAUUUAUUAAAUUAAAUAUUAAAUAUUAGUUUUAAUUUAUUUAUUUAAUUAAUUAAUUAAUUAAUUAAAUAUUAAAAUUAAUAUUUAAUCGUUAAAUGCGUUAAAUCGACGCAGAGACUACGCCGUAGGGUUACGGCGUAGGUUACGCGGCAACGAGCACCGUACCGCGUAGGCUCUGCGUUGGUGUGACGCGGAACCAUAAAUCAGCCUUUACUGUUGCACACAAACAAAAAAAUAACAAAAAAAAAAUUUGAGACAUCAAUCUAUUAUGUAUCAUGUCUGGAAAAGUGUUUACAUGACAAAGUACUUGAAUGUUUUGGGAUUUUUUUUAUAGCUUUGUAUCUGACACUUCUUCUGGAAAUGUGCCUCAGUGGGAAUGUCUAAUUGUGAAACCUAAGAGACACGCGUUUUCUGGUUUUCUUCUUGUUGUUUUUUUUUAGUUGUACUGUUGCAUCUUAUGGGCUGGGUCCUUCUUUCUUGGAGAUGUGUUAUAACGAUGCUGAUGGGGAAUGGGAGGUUAUCCCGAAAUCCCCCAGGCAAGCAGAAGAUGAGAUUGGUUACCUUUUAGGGCCUGUUUUUUUUCUUCUUCUUCUUUUUAAAUCAGGAGGAGGCCCGAAAGCAUUUCAAUUCUCUCAGAAAUUCACCACUCGAGCCUUGCACCGGUUACUAAUUACUGUCAAGCGUGAUCUACCCUCUGAGAUACUGCAUCUGAAGCUGUGUUAUAUAUUUUUGAGAUCCCCUUUCCAGUCUGGUGAUUUAUAUCACACCCAUCUGAAGGAGUCCCUCCUCAUUGUGCACAAACAAGGACCUUGGUUCAUUACUGUCGCUGCAUGGGGAACGCCACAACCCCAUGUCAAGUGCCUUCCCUAAGAAAUCUCCUGUGACUGUGCCAACCGAUGAGCCCUACUUCCGCUACAGUGCGUCUUGAUGGCAAUCAGAACUUCUUUUUGGCAGUUUUUUUUUUCAGCCCACGCCCUGGUUUCGUUUGGUGUCAAAGUUGAGCAUAAGCUUAUAAAAGACCUGCUGAUUCAGGGUCAGAUCCAGGCGGUUUCUACAAGUACUAAACCAUCAAGAACUGCAGAAUAACUUUACCCACUGGGAUUCUGCUUCAGUGAAUGGCAAGCCAUGUCUGUGUGUAUUAUCUAGGUUUUUCUUUUCUUUUCUAAAAUGUGAGAUUUUUGACUUACUGUAACUGUAAUUCUCCUUUUGAACAAAUCUUUUGCCAUCCACUUGUCUGUUUGAGAGACUUGUAAUAUAAAGCACAUUUUACAUAA
This is a messenger RNA of Cololabis saira (Pacific saury), 2343 nucleotides long. RefSeq names its product ras-related protein Rap-2b-like. Gene Ontology annotation, molecular function: GTP binding; GDP binding; GTPase activity. Bases 415 to 963 code for a protein of 182 amino acids. NCBI's taxonomy places the organism in Eukaryota, Metazoa, Chordata, Actinopteri, Beloniformes, Belonidae. The record is from RefSeq and is a predicted model, not a curated record. Gene Ontology annotation, biological process: negative regulation of cell migration; Rap protein signal transduction. The transcript has a single exon. Gene Ontology annotation, cellular component: plasma membrane.